GUUCUCGACUGCCACACUUCCCACAUUGCUGUCAAGUUCGCUGAGAUCUUGACCAAGAUCGACAGACGUUCUGGUAAGGAACUUGAGAAGGAGCCUAAGUUCUUGAAGAAUGGCGAUGCUGGUAUGGUUAAGAUGAUUCCUACCAAGCCUAUGGUUGUUGAGACCUUCUCUGAGUACCCACCAUUGGGUCGUUUUGCUGUGAGGGACAUGCGUCAGACUGUUGCUGUUGGUGUCAUCAAGAAUGUCGACAAGAAGGACCCAACCGGUGCCAAGGUGACCAAAGCUGCUCAGAAGAAGAAGUGAGGUUGUGCUUUUGAUGGGAUUCUGCUUGGAUGAACUAGUUUUGUUUAUUUGCUUCAGUUUUUUCCAAUUUUGUUUUGGACAUUUAACCAGUGCUGGAUAUGGCUCAAGAAGCUAUUGUCAUGGUUCUCUAGCCUCUUUUGAGGAUAGUGGAGUAAUUGAGCAAUUUGGUCCCGAGCCAAAUUGCUUGAUGGGCAAUGACAAUAGCUCUUUGGUGGUUAUUUCUUUGCCUGGUUUUAUAUCACAUUUUAUGACGAGCUUUAGUUGGUGAAUUAAUGAACUUGUUUAACUUUGUGAAUUUUGAGCAAGUUUUAUAUCACAACAUGUCACUUUUGUCUGUUCUCCUCAA
Molecule: messenger RNA, 649 nt
Organism: Nicotiana tabacum (common tobacco)
Lineage: Eukaryota; Viridiplantae; Streptophyta; Magnoliopsida; Solanales; Solanaceae
Source: RefSeq, a predicted model, not a curated record